This is a messenger RNA of Pundamilia nyererei, 6486 nucleotides long. RefSeq names its product enhancer of mRNA decapping 4 (gene edc4). The coding region runs from base 114 to 4268 and encodes 1384 amino acids. The record is from RefSeq and is a predicted model, not a curated record. Lineage: Eukaryota; Metazoa; Chordata; Actinopteri; Cichliformes; Cichlidae. Gene Ontology annotation, cellular component: P-body. Gene Ontology annotation, molecular function: protein binding. The transcript has 29 exons. Gene Ontology annotation, biological process: deadenylation-independent decapping of nuclear-transcribed mRNA.
GACGAAACGGAAGUUUAGACGGUUGCUCGGGGUGAACAGUGACAGCAGCAUCGCAGGAAACAAAUUUUCAUCCUUUCCCCCUGAACAAACCCGAGCUCCCCUUUCCCUCACCCAUGGCGUCCAAUACUAAUAUAGACAUCGAGGGUGCAACCCAGCAUCUUCGGGACAUCCUCAAGCUCGACCGCCCCGGGAACAGCACCGAUGGAAAUUCAAGUGAAAGUGGUAGAAAGCCAUCUUUUAAUGGAGAGCUGAAUGGGCUAUUGGGAACAGGCCUUCUGGGGAGCACUGACCGGUCAUCCAUGUCAGAAUCGACAAGACCCAUCUCCACAGAUCUCAGCAGUGCUCAGGAGAUUCAGAUAAUCUGCCUUUCUGGUGAUGAUGGCUCUACCUGUAUUCCAAUUACUUCUAACAAUGUGGAGAUUGUGGCAAGCCAAGACUCUAGCAUCAACAGCAAGGCUCGAGGCAGCAACAAGGUAAGAAACCAAAUCAUCAGCUACAACCUGGCAGCUCUGGCUCCUUGGUUUAUCUUUGGGCAUUUUUUCCCCUCAGGAGCCAACAACCAUGCUAUGGUUCGUGUCCUCAGUUUGGAGUUUGGUGAGCGUUCCUUACUGAAGGGAUUCACCGGGGCCGUCACAGAUCUGGCUUUCGCCCACCUUGAUUCAUCUCUGUUAGGUUGUGUAGAUGAAGCGGGCAACCUGAUGGUCUGGCAGCUCACCUACACUGCCAACAAGAUACUAGAUCAGAUAGUAGUUCAUAUCCGACGGCCAGAAAACACUCCACUGAAUUCCCAUCGUCGCCUCAUCUGGUGUCCAUUCAUCCAGGAUGACAAUGAGGAGAUCCAGGAUGAUGCCAGUCAAACUUUGGCUCUUCUACAUGAAGACAGGGCUGAGGUAUGGGAUCUGGAGGCCUUGAGAGCCAACAACAGCAGCUGGCCUGUUGAUGCCACAGAAGUAAAGGAGGGCCUCAUCGCAGUCAAGGGGCAUACCCAGAGAGUCAGUGAAGGCGCACUCUCUCCAGAUGGAACCGUGUUAGCCACAGCCAGCCAUGAUGGAUACAUCAAGUUCUGGCAGAUAUACAUAGAAGGUGGGCAAGACAAACCCAGAUGUCUUCAUGAAUUGCGGCCUCAUGGAGGACGUCCUCUCUCCUGUCUUCUUUUCUGUGACAACCACAAGAGGCAGGAUCCCGAGGUUCCUUUCUGGCGAUUUCUGAUAACUGGAGCUGACCAAAACCAGGAGUUGAAGAUGUGGUGCACUGUUUCCUGGACCUGUUUACAAACCAUCAGGUUCUCCCCUGAUCCAUUAAACUCAUCGACUCUGCCAAGCCUCAAGGCCAGCCUGGACCUCUCUGCUGAGUAUCUGAUCCUCACUGAUGUGCAAAGGAAGGUUUUAUAUGUGAUGGAGCUGCGACAGGACUUGGAGAAAGGAAAGGCAAAUUUCACAGCUGUGUCAGAGUUCCUGCUGACCCACCCUGUGCUCAGCUUUGGGGUACGUGAUGUUACCCAGUGUCGAUUGCGGCACACUGAGGUCCUUCCUGCUGAGGAGGAGAGUGAAAGCAUGACAACAGAGGGCCCUCAAGGACCCACAGAGUCCAAAUCUGGAAUCCAGAUUAAACUCUACUGUGUCCACACCAAGAGUUUGCAGGAUGUUCAGAUUUGGUUUCAGCCCAAUGCUGGUUCCAACUCUGCGGCCUUCCUUCCUCAUUCAGAUUCUCAGGAUGGUCUGGCUGGGUUUUCAGAUCAUCUCACUGAUCAAAGCUCUGACAAGGAUUCAGGAAGUGGCUCACAGACUGAUCUAAGGAAGAUCCCAUCACUUCCUGCUCCCUCAGACUUCCUGUCAAAUUCGGGCACCGGCAGCGGAGUGAUGCCCAAGCUGAUGACUCCUGAUGCCUUCAUGACACCGAGCACUUCAGUACCAGCAUCUCCUGGGAGCAGUGCCAGCAGUCUGACCAUUGUGACAGCUAUAAGCAGCAACUCUGACUCAACAAACAGAGCUAUGGAGGAUGCAAGUCAGAGUCCUAACAGGGCUGACAACAGCAGUACUGGGCUGCCACUCUCUGCCUCCACCAGCAGCCCAAGAGCUGCUUCCACUGUGCUACUUCCCGGACUCGAGAGCCUGCAGGUUUUGGCAACCCCUAGUGGUCCUCUGGUACUCGACAGCUCUCAGGUUCUAGAUCCUCCACUCCUGCCACCUUUGGCAUCUCCAACUAGAGCCCGCUCCCCUGACGUCAUCUCCUCAGCAUCCACAGCCAUGUCCCAGGACAUGCCAGAGAUCGCCUCUCAGACCCUGCAGCUUCAGCGUGGACUAGUGUCCAGCUUGGAUCCCUUGCCUCUUUCUGCCCUCCAGACAGACAGCAUGGCCUCUGCCGCCUCUGCACUGCACUUGUUAACCUCACCACGCUCAGCCAGCAACAGCGGCUUGUUGGCCCUUGAACUUGGAGGUGCAGAAGGGCCUGUGGGUGGGGCAGCAGAGUCUGAGUCCAGACUGAGUCACACACCAUCUCUGCUUGAGAAUGCGCUAUCACAGGAAAAUCCUGUGAUAGGAGGAGGGUCCUCAGAUGGCAACGUUAGCCACACACCAUGGCCAGCUGCUCCAGAUAUCACCAGAGAAACCAGGAACAGUCUCAGGGACAACGGACUUGUUGACUGUUCAAGAGAGGAGUCACAGGACAGACACUUGAGCUCACCUUACCAUCGACGCUCAUAUCACCUGCCACAGAAUGACAGUCAGGACGCUGGAGCCGAGCAGAGUGACCCUGAUGAUGAGGUGGCCAGUCUGGCGUCAUCCUCUGGAAACUGUGGUUCUCGAUCUUCACAUAGACUGCCGGUGAAUGAUUGGAAAACCUCACCACGAGGAUCGCCAAAGCCAAAGAGAAAGAUCAAGAAAGACGACAGUGAGUCAUCACAGUCCAGGCAAAUGGAUUCUGGUCAGUUUAAUGCAGAAGUACAGGACGAGUUGAUGAUGCUGUUGCGUAGCCAGCAGAGGGAGUUAACUGAACUGCGGGGACAGAUUGAAACCAUGCAGAGCUCCAUUAUGGCUCAGGUGGAACAUGUCCUGACAAAUCACCAGGAGCAAGAACACCGCAGACUUGAGCGAGUUCUGGCAGAGAGUCAGAAUCAUCAGCAGCAGCUUCAGGAACAACUCAGCCAGCAUCUCAGCCAUGCCCUCAGCUCAGCUCUGACCAACAGAAUGGACAAAGUGCUUCGGGACGAAAUGAAGAAAACAGUCCCACAAACAAUCUCUAAGACUUUGGAGCCAGUGACAGGCCAGCUGAACAACACAAUUGCUGCUAAACUGACUGCUGUGGAGGUCACCCUGAAGGACAAUGUUGGCAAAGUGGUGAAAUCGAAGAACACAACGGAUGCGAUUGGUCGAGCAGCAGCAGAGGCGAUGCAGGGCCCCAUCCAGGCAGCAUAUAAAGAUGCCUUCCAGAGCAUUGUGCUUCCUGUUUUUGAAAGAGGCUGCCAGUCCAUGUUUCAGCAAAUCAACGACAGCUUCAAACAAGGCACACAAGAAUACAUCCAGCAGCUUGAGACUCAUAUGAAGAACAGAAAGCAGAGAGACCAGGAUACACGAGACCCCAUGAUUGGCCAGCUCCAGCAGAUGAUCGACAACUUCCAGAGCUCCACUGAUCAGCUGGGCAACAACAUCACAGCUAACGUCCGGGCUGAAGUCCAGCAUCAGAUCCAGAUGAUGGUGGGAAACUUGCAGGAGUCUAUUCUUAGCCAUGUGCAGCGGAUUGUCAAAGGUGAGGUGAGCCUAGCGAUGAAGGAGCAGCAGGCAGUGGUCACCUCCAGCAUCAUGCAGGCAAUGAGGUCGGCGGCCGGCACACCAGUUCCCACAGCACAUUUAGACUACCAGACACAGCAGACGAACAUCCUGCAGCUCCUCCAGCAGGGCCAACUCAAUCAGGCUUUCCAGCAGGCUCUGUCAGCGACUGAUCUGAAUUUGGUCUUGUAUGUGUGUGAGACCAUCGACUCUCAGCAGGUGUUCGGACAACACCCCUGCCCUCUAAGCCAGCCCGUGCUGCUUUCUCUCAUCCAGCAGCUUUCUUCCAACCUCACAACUCGCUCUGAGCUCAAAAUCAGCUACCUGGAGGAUGCGGUAAUGAAUCUGGACCACAGCGACCCCCUGACCAGAGACCACAUGUCGUCCGUGCUGGCCCAGGUCAGACCAAAGCUCUUUGCCUUCCUGCAGCAGGACCCCCACAGCCCGCUCAGCAAGAGGGCGCGGCGCCUGAUGAUGAUGCUACAGGGACUCGUCAACCACUAGUUGUCGGUUUAAAGGCUGCUGCCAAAGAGUGGUUUUCCUCUUGAUGCCGAUCAUAUGUCCACCGUUUUUUUGUUGUUGUUCCCCCCCCGGUAGUGUUUCAUAGGAGAAAGCACCAAGGACAGCUUCUCCAGUUUCUUGGAUCCUGAUCAGGAUGCGUCUCUCCUUGUUUCAUUUCUCCUCCUUCCCCCUUUUCUGCACCAGUGAAGUGUCAAGUCAAGAAAUGGACAGUUUUUAGUUUCUCAGUUUUUUGGUUCUUUUUUCUUUUUGUUGUUUUCUUUAAGACAAUAAUGGUCUGGGGUGAAAGCUUUCUGUUGAUUUAUGUUCAGAGACUCUUAAGUUCACUGUAGCUACAUCCAGACCUUUGUUACAGCUGCUUUAUUGACCCAAGAGACCUGGUGGUCGUCUCUUCCAUCAAGACUGUCUCAGCCAUGACAGCAAGAGAGUGCUGAGAUUCUUUCAUCCCCCUUAACAACAACUGAAAAAACAAGAAUGAGGAAAAAAAACAUACAAACAACCUGACACUGUUUGAUUUUACAUCAUCCAGACGUGCAUAAGACUUGAAGAAUGUCCAGCCGAGUGGUCCAUGUGAGGCCAGACGGGGCUGUUCCUUUUGUUGUGCUGUUUCCUCUAAGCUACCUGCCAGGCAUGUUUUGGGAUGCUGAACAAGUUUUGAUGCAGGGGGCUACUUCUGAGCAACAGAAAGAAAACAUGCUUUGCCUCAAAAUGUCGCCUUCUAUUUUGGCCUUAAGAGCAAACAGCAGGCUUGUACACAUUGUUACUUUCUUCCACACAGACCAGCAUCCUUCUGCUAAAGCCUGGAAUUUGGUAGUCGUAGGAUUAUCCUCCCUUAGUUCAGUUUUUCUUUGCUUUUUCUUUCUUUUCUUUUUUUCUUUUUGAAGCUAAUCCUGGCAACCAAAAGAAUAUGUACCACCCAAAGCCAAUUUUCUUUUUCUUCGUUGGUGGCAUAUUUCCUAUGAGCUGUUUCUUAAUAGGUCUCCAACCUAUUAAGAAAUAGGUCUCCUAUUUGUUUGGCCCUUGCCAGACUAGAUCUUUGAAGAGAAUCAACACUAUAAACCUUUUUGAUAGACAAUAAUGCAAUUUGCUCAUGACUUUUUCACCUGCUUUGGUUUUAGAAAUCACUCUAAAGAGGAUUUUCUGAAGGAUACAUUGAGUGUAAGAAAUGUUUGCAGAGGUCUUCCAGGCUGUAAAGAAUUCCCCUUCAAAACCUGAAAUGUUUGGAGCUCAAUAUUGAAGCCGGCAGCCGUCCACAUGUACAGCUCUGUCCACAGACUUCUCCCCAUGUUUUUUUUCUUCCCUUUUUUAUAUAAACAUUUAGUAUUUGUAAGCCAUGUACCGGUAUACUUGCGUUAAAACUUGUCAAAGUAGCUUAAUAAUUGGAAAAAAAAAGGAACCUUGGUAAACAUUAAAUGUUACAGAUCCUGUUGUUUUACCUGGCAAUUGCAAAUAUUGCUUGUAAACUCAAUGUGCAGUGACUUCUCUUAGGCUCUAGGAGGCAGCACUUGGACAUCCAUCCUGCUUGAAAUUUAGGCUUUGAAUCCAGAAGUCAUUCCUGCUCUUUCAGUAUCAAUGAAAAGCCUGCCUUUAGAUUGUAAGCGCACCAUUUGUUCACAUUUACACUGAGUUCAAAGUGUAUGAUAUUUUGUGUAGAUCCCAUUCACACACCUCAUUGUUUCAUGACUGGGUGGCUGCACUGAAUUGCUGAUUGUAAAAUAAAAGUUUAGUUCAUUUCAAGUGUUUGUUCAGAAUCUGUUGGGUUUGACUAGCAAAGUGCCUUACUGUAAUUUACCUGUUUUGGAUGAUAACUUGCGCGCGCGCACACACACACACACACACACACACACACACACCCCUGAUCCAUCUAAGUUUUACAAUCAUUUAUGUCACUGAAAUAUGUGGGAAGGCUCAGGCACCACAGUGGAGGAGAAGCUGUAUGUUUUCUUUGCAAACAUUUGUCCGGAGGCAGGUGAUCAGUACGGACAUUUGAACUCUCAUUUCAGUGUUUGAAGAAGAAAGAAUUUUGACUACUUAGCAGUUCACUGGGAGCUCUGCAUGAGAAACAGAACAGAAGUUCAUGUGGAUUUUUUUUUUCUCUUUCCAUUGUGUUCAUUUCCCUCUGCUUGGUUAAUUAUGUUGUAUCUUUUACGGUUUGUUUUACCCCAAACAUUUUGGAAUAAAAAAAAAACAAAACGUGUUCAAA